Messenger RNA from Paramecium tetraurelia, 884 nucleotides. RefSeq lists its product as uncharacterized. NCBI's taxonomy places the organism in Eukaryota, Ciliophora, Oligohymenophorea, Peniculida, Parameciidae. The record is from RefSeq and is a predicted model, not a curated record. The transcript has 4 exons.
AUGCAGAAUUUGCCAUUAAAAAAGUGUUAUAGGAUGCAAACAUCAAAGCUUAAAAUACAUAUUCACUAUUUGAGUCACCAUAGGAAAGAUUGUCCAGAUUGCAAAUUAAGUGAUGAAUAUACAUUGUUUAAGCUUAAAAAAGAAGAUUAAAGUGGGGAAUCUUAAUAAUUAAUUGAUGAAAAAAUAGAGAAGUUAGGCAAUUAAGCACAAAAAUUAGUAGAUAAUUUAAGAAGAAUGAAAUUAGAAUUAGAAUAUGAAUCCUUUGCUAAAACAGGUAAACAGUUGUUUUAAGAACAUGCUGUCUUACUUAAAGAUAAAGAGUUGUUUGUUGAUGCCAAUAAGUUAUAAAUGAAUGAUAUUGAUAUCUAUUUCAAAAUUCCUGUUGAUUAAAGAAGAUUAACAUAAGCAGGAUAAGUUAAUGAUGACAUCAUUCAUAAUCUUAUCAAAGUAUAAAACUUAAAAUCUCAUGUAGCCAGAUUAAAUCAUGAUGAUUUAGAGAACAGAGUAGGUGAUUCUUCUUUGAAAGACGAAACCGCUGAGAUUUUGAAGAAAAAAAUAUUGGCUUAAUAUAAGUUAUUGUAUUUGGCUAAGAAGUAAUAAUUAAAAGGAAUGACUGAAGAAGAUAAAUUUAAAGAAUCAUAAGAAGAAGAAAUCUCUCUUGAUGAUGAAGCAUUUAGUGAAAAUAUUGCUGAUAAUUUAGACGAAUUGCGAAGGAAAUAAAGAGAAGCAAGACUUGAAUUUGAGAAAGAAAAAGCCCUUGAAGCUAAAUAGAAAGAAGAUGAAUUAAAAAGUUAAUAAGCAAUUAAGGGAUAAAAAGGAUCAAAGAAGAAAAAGGCAAAAAAAUGAUCUGUUUUAAGAGUGCUAAAAUUAUAUUAUUUAUUUAU